Elgaria multicarinata webbii is the source of this 1803-nucleotide messenger RNA. It is a transcript of the gene UBAC2, whose product is annotated as UBA domain containing 2. Bases 225 to 1259 code for a protein of 344 amino acids. The record is from RefSeq and is a predicted model, not a curated record. The transcript has 9 exons. NCBI's taxonomy places the organism in Eukaryota, Metazoa, Chordata, Lepidosauria, Squamata, Anguidae. Gene Ontology annotation, molecular function: serine-type endopeptidase activity; protein binding.
UGCCCUGCCGGUCCCGGCCGACGCUGACCCAUCCCGGCCGCCUUAGCGCUCAGCUCUUGGGCCCGGCUGCUGCCGAGGCUCCUUGGCCUCUUGAGGGGACUCACUGCGGCUCCCCCUGAGGGGGGGUGCGGGAGAGGAGAAGUAACCGUCGUGACGAGGCCUGUGGUCCGGGGACUGCCUCUUCCCCGGCCCCCUUUCUUUCCCCCAACGCCCCGUCCGGGACCAUGUUCACCAGUACUGGCUCCAGCGGGCUGUAUAAAGCACCUCUGUCAAAGGGCCUCUUAAUAAUACCAAGCACGCUCUCCCUUCUGUUGGCUCUACUCUUUCAACACUAUCAGAAAUUUUUUGCAUACAAUCUGCAAGCAGUAAAAGAGGAAUUUCAGAUUUGGAGGCUUGUAUGUGGGCGAACGGUAUGUCUUGAUCUCAAAGACACAUUCUGCAGCAGCUUGCUCAUCUACAACUUUAGGAUAUUUGAAAGGAGAUAUGGCAGCCGAAAAUUUUCUUCAUUUUUGCUGGGCUCCUGGAUGCUAUCAGUGUUGUUUGAUUUUCUUCUGGUAGAAGCAGUUGAAUACUCUUUUGGUCUCACCAUCAACAGCUUGCCUUCAGGAUUCUUGGGCCCUGUGUUUGCUCUUUUUGUACCAUUUUAUUGCUCCAUUCCAAGAGUGCAAGUGACACAAGUGCUAGGCCAAUUUUCCAUCACAAACAAGACACUGGUCUAUAUAUUGGGUUUGCAGCUUUUAACUUCUGGGUCUUACAUCUGGAUUGUAGCUUUAAGUGGGUUGAUUUCUGGAAUGUGCUACAGCAGUAGUGUGUUAAAAGUGCACCGUGUACUUUGCGUACCCGGUGGUGUAGCAAGAAUAUUUGCUUGGACUCUAGAACCAAUUUUCUCAUCCGCGGAGCCAUCCAGUGAGAUCAGAGUUGGAAUGGGAGCAACUGUGGACAUACAGAGGCAACAAAGAAUGGAACUACUAGAUCGGCAAAUCUUGAUGUCUCAGUAUGCCCAGUUGAGGCGACAAAGACAGCAGCAGGGUGGAAUGAUUAACUGGAAUCGUCUCUUUCCUCCUUUACGUCAUCGACGUAAUGCAAACUAUCAGGAUAAUCACCAGGCUGAACAUGAGGUACUUCCUCCAGCUGAAGUUUCUGAAGAACAGGUUGCACGACUCAUGGAAAUGGGAUUUUCCCGGGUAGAUGCUUUGGAAGCUCUGAGGGCUUCAAAUAAUGACCUUAAUGUAGCCACUAACUUCCUGCUCCAACACUGAUGAGUACCUGCAAUGAAGAACUUGAAUUAACAUAUUUUGGUGUGCUGCCCAAAGGAGGACCUUAACCAUUUGCCCGGUAGACUUCUGAAUGUCUAAAUCAAGAAGAGGAAACUGUUCCUUCACAUGUGACAUAUCAGAGCAGAAAUGAUGGAUGGCACUGGAAAUGUCUGACCUUUGAAGGAGAUACGUACUGGCCAGGUUGCACUUGAAAAGUACUUUCAAUUGUAAAAAUAUGCUAUGGCUUCCAUAUUUAUUUUGGACAAUUGGGUGUACGUGGGUGUGGGUGGUGUGGGUGUUUUUUUAAAAAAAAUCAGCAUAAAAUGUAUUGCCAUUCCUUAUAACAGGGAAACAGGAGGAAACAGGAAAGCUUGUAAAACUGCACCUUUUGCCAAGAGUACAGGCUUUUUCCUCUUGUAUCACGUUCCUUUUUCUAAUUUUAAAUGUUUUUGAAUAUUGCAUUUAAUUUACCUCUUACGUCAAAGCUUUAAGAAAUAUGCAGAAUUCCUUGCUUGUAUGAUUUCAAUAAAGGGAGAGAGGACUGCGA